This is a messenger RNA of Priapulus caudatus, 2203 nucleotides long. RefSeq names its product coiled-coil domain-containing protein 60-like. The record is from RefSeq and is a predicted model, not a curated record. The coding region runs from base 127 to 2013 and encodes 628 amino acids. The transcript has 15 exons. NCBI's taxonomy places the organism in Eukaryota, Metazoa, Priapulida, Priapulimorpha, Priapulimorphida, Priapulidae.
CAAUCUUUGGUUGUCAGGUCGAGAGUUGCUAUCGCGACAAAGCAGCGGUUUGUAGUCGUGCAAACAAAACGUGGUGGUAGCCCAAUAAGAAUGAGCUGGACAAAAUAGCUGACUGUAACUUUUGAAAUGCAGAGGAUACCUCGCCUGGAGAGUGAUAGCAACCUCUUGAAACAACUUAAAUAUAACUAUGAAACGCCGGAAGGUCCUCGAUAUCAGGUAUUGUUGGUGAAGAGGCGCACCAGUAAAAUCUAUACUCCAACCAUAUCUGAUGAUUCGUGGCAGCUAAAGUACAAAAGAAGAUUCCAUAACUUGUCAUGCGGAUUUUUUAGCAAUAUCAGUCAGCCAUUUGAGUCUGUGGGACUUGUCCAUCUUGAUGCAAAAGAUUUACUGGCUGACUGCAUCACUUACACACAGCUCAGAGAGAAGUUUUCGAAAUUGGCAGACACAAGCCCAAAUUGCCAUGGAAGAGGAUACCUGCCAGAUAACAGGGACUUACAGUCCCAGCAAAAGCAAAGCACCCAGGAUGUUGAUUCUAAGAUUCCACUAAGUCAGUAUGAGUCUGCAGGAAUGGAAGGAAUACGUAACCUUUUGCACGAAUCGACCAAGCACAUUGCUGAUGUCACUGCUGGCCAGCCUUUCGAAGAGUGUGUGCGGCAAACACAGGCAAACAGACAGACUGAGAGCUCAAUCAAAAGGAAGGAAGAUGGUGCUAUGGUGCUGAUGUCUCUGUCUGAGCUAGAGAUACCAAAGUGCACACCUGUUGUCCUUGAGGAACAGGGUGACGAGCAACAAGAGUAUAGGGGCAAGGAGAAUGAUGAAUAUAAACAAAACCACAAGGAGUCAACCAGCUGGCAUGUCGCACCAGAAUCAGAUGUCACGCUGCCCCCACGGGAGAUGAGUAAGAAAAAAAGACAGCUGCUAGGCAAGCUACGCAGCAUUUACCAGUUGCUUUGUACCAUCUUCAAUAUGAGUCCCAGACAUCUAAAGACCCGCCAGCCAAUGUCAGCCAAACUUUUGGAACUGCUCGCUACCAGCUCACCUUACAAAAAUAAGGAUGCCCUCCAGGGCAUGACAGGCCUUCGUGCAACUGGUGGGAUUUUAUCCCAUGCAGGAAAAUCAUGUGAUCUCACAUCAGCUAGCUCUGAUACUGUAGCUUCCCCAGACGUUGGUGCAGUGUCUCAAACCAGCAAGGCUCCUGUAGCCCUAAAUGUUGGGCGCAGGAUAAAGACGAAUGUAAAGCCAACGUCGACAGAGAAGCAGACACCGAGACUUGAAACCUGGGAAGAUCUCUUUAAUGUAGGGGGCGCCACCGAUGGAACACAGUCACAGAGCACAGCAACUGGAAGUUAUCAACGGCAGUCUAUCAAAAGACAGGAAGAGGUCUCAGACGACAGAAAGGAAAUACAACGAACUCCUCCAUGGCAGUCUAUUAUUGAUACUAACAGGGAGACGGAGCCAAGUCGUCGGACCAGCAGGAGGCAGCAGAGGUCAACAAAAACCAUGGUACCGCAUAUGAAACAAGGCUUCAACAAACUGAAAGAUUCUGCAGGUGCCCGCUGUAAGAAUGCAUUGGAGAGGAUUGACAGGGAGAUGUGUACAGUCUAUAGACAGAAGUUUCUCUCUCUAAAACUGAGUCCCCUUUACGAACAGAACCUUGCAGCUAUGCGGACGUCAGCCAAAAGGAUCUACAGAGAUGUGGACGUCAACAUUAAACCGGCACAAUGGUAUCAAGACCUCAAUGCAGAGGUAAGCGAGCUUGCAGGCAAGAAUGACAUUGAGAUAGAGGGUGCUGUGGCUCAGCUCAGCUCUUUCAUGGCAGAAGAUUCACUAACAAUUGCUCAUGGACAGCAAAAGCUAUGCCUCAUCGUCAUGUCUAUGCCCAUAUUCGACCUAUGUACCAUUAGCAUGCAAGCUGCGAUUCUGUUUGUGCUUGAUAAAAUUCUACAUGGGCCUGAAGAGCAACUACACCAAUGGAUGCUCCUGCGCAAAUUUCCUGUAGGUGGCAUCAUCUAAUUAUUGAUGAUAUUUGUGUCAAGAUGUUAGUAACAACAUGUUGAGUAACAAUCGUCCUGCGACGAACGUGUGUAACAAUCGUCCUGCGACGAACGCGUGUGUUACAGUCAUCCUGCGACGACCGUGUGUAACAAUCGUCCUGCGACGACCGUGUGUAACAAUCGUCCUGCGACGACCGUGUGUAACAAUC